This is a messenger RNA of Bacidia gigantensis, 927 nucleotides long. RefSeq lists its product as uncharacterized. Lineage: Eukaryota; Fungi; Ascomycota; Lecanoromycetes; Lecanorales; Ramalinaceae. Gene Ontology annotation, cellular component: eukaryotic translation initiation factor 2 complex; multi-eIF complex; eukaryotic 48S preinitiation complex. Bases 1 to 927 code for a protein of 308 amino acids. Gene Ontology annotation, molecular function: RNA binding; translation initiation factor activity; ribosome binding. The transcript has 4 exons. The record is from RefSeq and is a predicted model, not a curated record.
AUGUCGUUAAUAAGUUGUCGCUUCUAUGAGGACAAGUUCCCGGAGAUUGAUAGCUUUGUGAUGGUCAAUAUAGCAGAGAUGGGCGCCUACGUCAAAUUAAUGGAAUACGGCAAUAUCGAUGGCAUGAUUCUUCUAUCCGAACUCUCACGGCGACGGAUAAGAAGUAUACAAAAGCUCAUCCGGGUGGGGAGGAAUGAAGUGGUGGUUGUGCUGAGGGUGGACAAGGAGAAGGGCUAUAUCGAUCUCUCAAAACGACGUGUUUCCCCCGAAGACAUUGUGAAAUGCGAAGAGCGAUACAACAAAGGCAAGAUGGUCGCAUCAGUCAUGCGGCACGUCGCAGAGAAGACGCGAACGCCUAUGGAAACGUUAUACCAACAUAUUGGCUGGCCACUGAACAAGCGAUACGGACAUGCUGUAGACGCUUUCAAGCUCUCUAUAAACAACCCCGACGUCUGGUCCGACAUCGACUUCCCCUCCGAAGCCGUAAAAGACGAACUCCAAUCCUACAUCUCCAAGCGCCUCACCCCCCAACCCACCAAAGUCCGCGCCGACGUCGAAGUCACCUGUUUCGGCUACGAAGGGAUCGACGCCGUGAAAACCGCCCUUCGCACCGCCGAGGCGCAGAAUACCGCUGAAACGAACGUGAAAGUCAAAUUAGUGAGCCCACCCCUUUAUGUCCUGACGUCGCAGUGCUUGGAGAAAGAGACGGGGAUAAAGACGCUGGAGAGAGCGAUUGAGGGGGUAAAGAAGGAGAUUGAGGGCCAGAGGGGCAGUUGUAUUGUUAAGAUGGCGCCGAAGGCGGUUACGGAGAGCGAUGAUGCGGAACUGCAGGAUUUGAUGGCGAAGAAGGAGCGGGAGAAUGCGGAGGUUAGUGGGGAUGAGAGUGAGAGUGAGAGUGAUGAGGGGCCUGUGCAGGGGGAUAUAUAA